Messenger RNA from Musa acuminata subsp. malaccensis (wild Malaysian banana), 2392 nucleotides. RefSeq names its product protein arginine N-methyltransferase 7. Gene Ontology annotation, biological process: peptidyl-arginine methylation. Lineage: Eukaryota; Viridiplantae; Streptophyta; Magnoliopsida; Zingiberales; Musaceae. The record is from RefSeq and is a predicted model, not a curated record. Gene Ontology annotation, molecular function: protein-arginine omega-N monomethyltransferase activity.
UCGCCGAAGACUUUGCUGGCCGGCUCUUGAGCGGCGAUAUCCACCUCUUCCAUCAGCUCCCUCCUCCCGCCGACCUCGCACGGCCGCGACGCCAAGGUCUUCUCCGUCCGAGAGAUGAGCGCAACCACCGCCUGUCCCAAGACCCGGGCGUUCCAGCUCCGAGUCAACCCCCUCACCGGCGACUCCGAGUGGAUCGUCGUCGAGGAAGGAGGAGAUAGAGAGGAAUUGGAGGAGAAGACGUCCGAGAACCUGCUGGCGACCACGUCUUACCUCGAUAUGCUCAAUGAUUCCUAUCGGAAUUGGGCAUUCCGCGCAGCCAUCGAGAAGAGCAUCAAGAAGCCCUGCCACGUCGUUGACAUUGGAGCUGGAACUGGCCUAUUGUCAAUGAUGGCGGCAAGUACAAUGGCGAAAUUUGAAGAGGCCUCGGAGGCAAAGGUGUCAGCUUGUGAAUCUUACCUUCCCAUGGGGAAGCUGAUGCGGAAGGUGCUAUGGGAAAAUCAAAUGGAGAAGAAGGUAAAGGUCUUCCAUAAGCGAUCUGAUGAGCUCCUUGUUGGUGUUGACUUACAAUCACCUGCAGAAGUGUUGGUAAGUGAGAUACUAGAUUCAGAAUUGUUGGGAGAAGGACUAAUACCAACUCUGCAACAGGCUCAUGAUAUGUUACUCGCUAAAAAUCCACAGACAGUUCCAUAUCGUGCCACCACUUAUGGGCAGCUAGUUGAGAGCCCAUUCUUGUGGAAGCUGCAUGAUUUAUUUAGCAACGAAAUAAAUUUAUCAGAUGGGAUUCAUCUUACACCUGCUGGUUUGGAGAGGGUUAUUGGCAUAAAAAAACAGCAAUAUGCCAUGCACUGCACUGCAAUGUCAAGAGAGAUACGAUUGUUAUCAGAACCCUUCAAAAUAUUUGAAUUUGACUUUUGGAAGAAACCAGAGAGUCAUGGUGAAAUUGAAAUGUCGAUAAAAGCUAGCGGUGACGGAAAUGUUAUUGCUGUAAUUUCUUGGUGGGUGCUUCAGUUGGAUGAGGAGGGUUCAAUCUUCUACUCUACAGCUCCUAGAUGGACAAACUGUCCUGAUAAUGGAAUGGUAGAAAAUUGUAUCCCUGGUAAUGAGAAUUGGUGUGAUCACUGGAAGCAAUGUGUUUGGUUCAUUUCAGGGGCAGGACUGCCUGUUUCGAAGGAUAAACUUGUUCUCUUUAAAGCUGCUUAUGAUGAAAUUAAGAUUUCAUAUCAUCUUAAGUGUGAUGACCAAACAUGCUGUAACAACUUCAACUUUGGGAACUGUCUUUUAGAGCUUUCACCGGAAAGAGUUGCAGUUUAUGGAGAUAAAGAUUGGAGGUCGGGAUUUAUAAAUGCUAUGAGAAAUACAUUGAAUGUCAGAUCUGCUCCAUUGUGUAUUGUUGCUGAUGAUAGCGUGUUCUUGACAAUUCUUAUUUCAUCUCUCUCCAAAAAUGCAAAUACAAUAUCAAGUUUCCCUGGGAUUCAAGAAAAAGGUGCCCAGUAUCUGCGAGCCGUUGCUGAUUCAAAUGGUUUCUCUAUGGAUCGGGUGAAGGUCAUUGGAAAGAGGGCAUCAUAUUUGUUCACAGAUAAUCUUAUACAGCAAAAGGUUGAUUUUUUGGUGGGAGAGCCAUUUUACUAUGGAAAUGAAGGGGCGCUCCCAUGGCAGAAUCUGCGAUUUUGGAAGGAGAGGACACUACUCGACUCUAUUUUGUCUGAAGAUGCCGUCAUCAUGCCAUGCAAAGGAAUAUUAAAAGUUUGUGCUAUGUCACUUCCAGAUCUAUGGAGAAGUCGUUGCAGCCUCAAAAAGGUUGAAGGCUUUGAUCACUCGGUGGUAAAUAAGACUUUAGGGGCCUGUGGCGACUUGCCUCCAAUGCUGGAAGGUCCUUGCCUGCCUUAUUACAUUUGGCAGUGUGGUGAGGUUGAGGAACUCAGUGAGAUUCUUCCACUUGUUGAGUUCAAUUUCUUAGAACCCAUUCACGCAUGUUCCGGAAAAAUAAAGAUUGAGUUUUCCAAGUUGGGAAUAUGCCAUGGUUUUGCGCUUUGGAUCGAUUGGGUGUUGGACAAUAAAAAAACCCUUGUUGUGUCAACUGGACCAAUUAGCAGAUACUGGAAACAAGGAGUGAAGCUUCUGAGCAAGCCUCUUGCCGUCAAUGCAGCUGACUCUUUUGCUGGGAUAGAGGCGUUCUUCGAUCAUUCAUCUGGUGAAAUCUCCAUUUCAUCCUUCUCACCAUCUUGAUUUGGUUUCCCAGGGUGACCUUUUUGUACAUGACAUGUUCCUCUAUGUAGUUGCAGUUCUUUUGUCAGAUGUUUAGGGUUUUGUAAUCCUGAGUAAAUUAGAUUCUUUUACAAUGAAAACGUUGUACCUAUCCAUAUAUUUUGACUUAUUUUGGAAACAAAGAGGA